UCCCUGUCUGCACAGCCUUUACCAUGGAGACCUUUGUGCUGUUAUCGCUGCUGCUGGCGUUCGGAUGUGUGACCAUCAACAGUGCACCGGUGGAACAUGGUGGCAUUGAGCCGGGCUCAUGUGAAGACGCAUCAACUAAGGCAGCUGCUGAACUGGCUCUUACCAAGAUCAACCAGGACCGGAAGGAGGGCUACAUCUUCGGCCUGCACCGCAUGUCCAACGCCCACAUAAAGAAGCAUGGAGAGAACGGUGUGGUCUUCUACCUGACUCUGGAUGUUGUGGAGACCAACUGCAGUGUUCUCAGCAAGAAGGACUGGAAGAGCUGUGACAUCCGUCCAGAUGAAUUCACGAAGGUAUAUGGUCAGUGCAAAGCUGCCAUCUUCAUCAAUAAGGUGCACAGAGUGGUGCGUCUCUACAAAUAUAACUGUGCUGUCAGACCAGGUGGCAUGCCUGAGGGUUGUGGCGGCUGUCUAGUUUUAACUGACCAUGAUGACGAUGGCAUUCAGAAGGCCGUGUCCAGGUCUCUAGAGAAGUUUAAUAAGGAGAGCGGGUUGGCCAAGCGUUUCGCUCUGCUCCAAAUCUCCCAUGCUACUGCACAGGUUGUUGCGGGUAUUAUUUACCGUGUAGAAUACACCAUCCAGGAGACCACCUGCCCCCACAAUGCAGAAGCAGUGACAGCUGAGAGGUGCCCUCACAUGGACUGCGAGUUUGCUCACAAGGGCUUCUGUAAGGCAACCCACAUACGGAGUGUCACUGGUGAGAAUAUUGAUGUAGACUGUGAGAUCUAUGAGCCUGAGGCUGCUGAGAGAGAGAAGAAGCUCCACCUGCUGGGCGGUCAAGAUGCAGAUGCAGAUCAAAUACAACUGGCUCCCGGCCACAACCACAGUCACCUGCACGAGCACGAGCACGGGCACCACCAUCAGCUGGGGCAAGAACCCGCACCCCACAAUCAACCACAGGGCAUGUUUAUGAGGCUGAUAGAACUUGGCCAGCCCUUGACCCAGCAUACCUUCCCUACCAGUGCCCCUGAGGUUGGACUCAUUCUCCCUCUUAGGCCCGACCCCCAGAUUCCCGGGCAAAUGGAACCCACCAUCAAGGCCUUCCCAACCUCGGUCUCAGCCCAGUGCCCCAACACAAAUGGAAAGUAUCAAGAAGUGGAGGAACUCUUUGCAAAAGACCCCACUUUCAAGUCAGCUGCAUGAGUGUAAUGAAAUUUCAUUGAAUACACGACUGAAUACAUGACUGCUCACCUUUCCUGUCACUGUAAUAAAGACAGUGUGCAAAAACACAUUGUUCAACCUUU
This is a messenger RNA of Archocentrus centrarchus (flier cichlid), 1303 nucleotides long. Its product is annotated as fetuin-B-like. Bases 24 to 1202 code for a protein of 392 amino acids. Gene Ontology annotation, biological process: negative regulation of endopeptidase activity. The record is from RefSeq and is a predicted model, not a curated record. Lineage: Eukaryota; Metazoa; Chordata; Actinopteri; Cichliformes; Cichlidae. Gene Ontology annotation, molecular function: cysteine-type endopeptidase inhibitor activity. The transcript is spliced from 7 exons. Gene Ontology annotation, cellular component: extracellular region.